AUGUCCUCUUUGAUUGUAAUGCACGAUUCGAGGAUGGUGCUGUUGGAGGUAGCCGUGCAAAAUCUGUACAUGCCAUGGACCGACGUGUUCGACGCCGCGCUCAUGAAGAAGACCGUCAUAAUGUUUCGAAUGCUGGACGACGAAUGGACCACGUUGUUUCCGAAUCGACGAGACUAUCGUGUUUAUCGGGGUUCUAAUUACGAGACGGAGUAUUUCUACGGUGGCCGAUCCGUGCUGUUCUCUAUACCGGAAACCACGCUGGAGGAGACAAUGUCCGGGGUAGACCUGCAGCUGUACGUUUACAAGGGUAUAUCCAAGUACUUCGAACUCCAGCCCCGGCGGAAUUUCGGAUUCACCCUCGUCAGGGUGGACGAUCUGUUUAACGGUAUUAUCAAGGACCUCUGCGAACGGAAGGAGCUGGAGGGUUAUUUUUCUAGCGCGCUGGAGCGGGAACCUAUAUCAAGGUCGACACGCGGCACGUUCCCUCUGCUCGACGAGGAUAUGCAGAAAACUGACGCCACCAUCGAGCUCUACGUACGCAUCAGUUACCUGGGCAAAUGCAUCAUAACCGAGGUCUACACCCCUCUAAGCAUACAAACCGCGUUUUACGCCCGCGAGGAAACCGACGACCACUACCAAUACCAGUUCCGUCAGUUGAACAACAUGGACCUGGAAUCCUUCUGUUGGGGCAGCAGAACGAUUAUCCCUCCGCUUCAUCCGGACCUACUGAUCUGUCGCUGCAAGGAACUCGAGACCCCCGUGGAAGAGGCCACGCAGACGAAGAAGAAGAAGAAACGCAAGCGCGACGAUCUCGAUUUCCGGAACAAAUUGGCCCGAGUACAGGAGCUACUGGCCCUGAUGAAGGAGCUGAGAAAGAAUCGCCCGGACACGAUAGCCCAAGGAGCGAAGGCAAAGAGCGUUUGCCCACCGUCACCGCGCGUCUGCCCUGCGGUGUGUCCACCUGUCUGCGUUUACACUAUGCCUUCCGUUUGUCCCAAUCCCUGUCAGACGGCCGUUUGCUGUCUACCGUCUGCCUGCAUGAACGCCACGUGA
Molecule: messenger RNA, 1053 nt
Organism: Eufriesea mexicana
Lineage: Eukaryota; Metazoa; Arthropoda; Insecta; Hymenoptera; Apidae
Exons: 3
Coding region: 1-1053 (350 amino acids)
Source: RefSeq, a predicted model, not a curated record